AUGUGCCCUGAGCCAGAGCGAGCUCGGGGCUGGCGGCGGGCGGCGCUGCUGUGUCCCCGGGAAGGUCUAGCACCAGGUCGCGGUGAGCUGAGCGGGCCAUCUCAGGGCGCCGUUGACAGCGCCCGCUGCGUGCCUGUGCCGUGGCGGCUCAGCAGGGACUCAACCAGGCUGACGGCCAGCCAGGCAGGGAAGGGCACCAACGGGCUGAACUUGGGCUGCCCCGUGCCCUGGAAGAGCAGCCACGCCGGCGGGUGCCGAGCAGCAGUGGGGAGGCAGACAGACGAGGCGGCCCAGACGGACAGCCAGCCACUCCACCCCUCCGACCCCACAGAGAAGCAGCAGCCCAAGCGGCUGCACGUCUCCAACAUCCCCUUCCGGUUCAGGGACCCCGACCUGCGGCAAAUGUUCGGGCAAUUCGGAAAAAUUUUAGACGUGGAGAUCAUUUUUAACGAGCGGGGCUCCAAGGGUUUUGGGUUUGUAACUUUUGAAACUAGCUCAGACGCUGACCGAGCCCGGGAGAAGCUGAAUGGGACGAUCGUAGAGGGACGGAAAAUUGAGGUCAACAAUGCCACAGCCCGCGUCAUGACCAACAAGAAGACUGCGAACCCCUACACUAACGGCUGGAAGCUGAACCCCGUGGUAGGCGCCGUCUACGGGCCUGAAUUCUAUGCAGUGACGGGGUUUCCCUACCCCACCACGGGCACAGCCGUUGCCUACAGGGGCGCGCACCUACGGGGUCGGGGCCGGGCCGUGUAUAAUACGUUUCGGGCUGCGCCGCCCCCGCCCCCCAUCCCAACUUACGGAGCGGUCGUGUAUCAGGAUGGCUUUUACGGUGCUGAGAUUUAUGGGGGCUACGCAGCCUACAGAUACGCUCAGCCUGCGGCGGCCGCAGCAGCCUAUAGUGACAGUUACGGCAGGGUCUAUGCAGCCGCUGACCCUUACCACCACACCAUCGGCCCUGCGGCGACCUACAGCAUCGGAACCAUGUGAAAGCUUCCACCGUUUCCU
Molecule: messenger RNA, 1008 nt
Organism: Enhydra lutris kenyoni (northern sea otter)
Lineage: Eukaryota; Metazoa; Chordata; Mammalia; Carnivora; Mustelidae
Product: RNA binding protein fox-1 homolog 3-like
Exons: 12
Coding region: 1-990 (329 amino acids)
Biological process (GO): regulation of alternative mRNA splicing, via spliceosome; nervous system development
Cellular component (GO): nucleus; cytoplasm
Molecular function (GO): mRNA binding
Source: RefSeq, a predicted model, not a curated record